GUCGCGAACAAAAACUUCGCUAUACAACCGGGACCAUCGCAGGGAGCAGUUCAGUGACGAGCAACGUCCACCUUUACCUUUCACCCGUCGUUACGACAUGUACGGCUUCGUGAACAGAGCUCUCGAAAACCUGAUCGUUCGCAAGUACGGUGGAAGCGAAGUCUGGAAGAAAAUACGUCAACAGGCAGCAAACAAACCAGAAGAGGGCGAGGAACUUCGUGAACGGCAUGUUUACGACGACGCGUACACGUUCCGUUUGUUACGGAAGGCGUCUGAAAUAUGCGGUGUUUCUGAAAUGGAACUUAUGGAAGGAUUUGGAGAGCAAUUCUUCAUCUGGUGCCGUGAUUUCGGCUAUGAUCGAACUUUGCAAGCUCUAGGAGCCACUGUGCGAGAUUUUCUCUGCAAUUUGGACGCUCUUCAUGACCACCUUGCGACCAACAUGUUUCCUGACAUGAGGGCCCCUUCAUUCCGUUGCAGUGAUGGCCCUAACGGAGAGAUCUAUUUACACUAUUACUCUUGUCGUAGGGGCCUACAAUAUAUCGUCAUCGGAAUUGUCAAGACAGUUUGCCGUCAACUGCACAAUUCAAUGAUCAAGAUGGAAAUUAUUCAAGAAGUCAACGAAACUAAUGAUCACGUCGUAUUUGCUAUUAGAGAGCUCGGUCCAGUCACAGAGGAGACAGAAUGUGCUAAACUUAAAAGGCAACACUCUUUCAAGCCUGAUCUGUCCUAUAUAGACAAACUUAAAUGGUCUCCAGUUCCAGCAGCACAGUUCUGUCAGAUUUUCCCCUUUCACAUAAUUUUUGAUGAUAAGCAGCAAAUCUGUCAGAUGGGCAUCUCGCUGUUCCGUGUUAUUACAGACCACAACAUAGAUGUGGAGAAUGUCAAGCUAACUGAUGUAUUUUCAGUUGAAAGACCACAAGGAAUGACCCUAAAUUUCAGUGAUGUCAAGUCUCAUAUUAACAUGGUCUUUAUUCUCAGUAGCAAGAAUUCAUCUUCAAAUGAACUUCGUCUCAAAGGUCAAAUGGUGUAUAUGGAUGAGAAGAAUGGUAGUGCAGGAAAGAUGUUAUUCCUGUGCUCUCCACGUGUGGGUGAUCUCAAUGAGCUUGCAGGACGUCGUCUGUACCUCAGUGACCUACCUCUUCAUGAUGCGACAAGAGAUCUCAUGCUACUGGAUGACACACGGACCAAUCAACAUGGGCAGAUUGUCAAGCUUGAAGAUAUGAACACCAAGUUGAAUGUUGCUCAUUCUGCUUUGGCUGAUGCACAUAAGGAUUUGGAAAAAGAGAAAGACCUCACGGACAAGCUGCUGUAUUCUAUGUUUCCAGUGCAUGUUGCCACUCAACUCAAACAGAAUGAAGACGUCGCUGCUGAAACUUUUCCUUCAGUGACCAUUCUCUUCAGCGAUAUUGUUGGUUUCACUGCUAUUUGUGGAAAGUGCCAUCCUUCUCUAGUAAUUACGAUGCUAGAUUGCUUAUACAAAGAGUUUGAUGCUGUAACAAAGGAGAACAAAUUGUAUAAGGUUGAAACAAUUGGUGAUGCAUACAUGAUUGUAGGUGGUUUGACAAGCAGAACAGACUGCCAUGAAGAAAUGGUAUGCAACCAGGCUCUUGACAUGAUGGCUGUUGCGGGAAAAGUUCAAAAUCCUAUUGACCCACGAGAUCACAUUCAUAUUAGAGUUGGUAUUCACAGUGGUGAAGUGAUGGCUGGUGUUGUUGGGCAUCUAAUGCCACGUUAUUGUCUCUUCGGUGACACAGUCAAUAUUGCAAGUAGAACAGAAUCAACAGGAGAAGCAGACAAGAUUCAAGUGACUUCAGCUACAUACAAAGGUUUAGAGACAAAGCCUCAGUUUGUGUUCAAGGAGCCACAUGUAGUAGGAAUGAAGAAUGUUCACCAACCAAUGCUUUGCUAUUUUCUGAAAGAGAAUACGCAGCGUCGCAAGCGACGCAUGGAAUUAAUAAAACGGAGGACAAGUGUUUUCUUAAUGGAAGCCGCUGCACGAAAAGAAUCUUUGCAAGGUGUCAGACAGAGCAGAAAUGUGAGCACCGGUAGCAAACAGGAGCAGCCAGAAUCUGUUGUGGUAGAAGAGGAUGAAAUCGGUGAACACAGUCAGUCAGCUGGAAAAGAAAUUACAGGGGAACAAGAGCUGGACAAACAGGCAGAAAAGGCAGAUGAAAGAAGACUUCAUACAAAUAAAGGCCAAGAAGAAGAAAAGGUUCAGGCAAAUAACAACCCAUACAAAGCAGACAAGGAAACCGUAGAGGCAUCCAGUGGCAGUGGUUCUUUUGCUGUUCUCAUGCUGAGUCAUUUGAGAUCGUCACUUAUUUGGCUACCUUUUGCGUUUCUGGCUGUAGUGGUCAGUUUAGUUAUUCAUUCGUAUUGGUAGGAAUGAUUGAUUGGCAUAGGUAGGGGAAGAUGAACGUCUGGGUGCAAAUAACCAUUUUAUAAGUGCUGCCUCAUAACUAUGGCGUAGUUUGCAUAUUGCUUUAGGUUUAGCUACAGAACCAAAGGAGCAUGACAUUUUAGUUAGUUUUUAGUGAAGAUGGUAUAGUACUUAUACAUAUAAUGUGGUCAUUAGAGUAAACUGGACUCACUAAUUUAUGUGAAUGGAGAUUGUGAGCAACUCAAGUAAACAACUAUUUGACGUGCAUUGGUAUCAUACUAUUAUGUAUAAAUAGAUUUCUACAGUUAUCAACGACAA
Messenger RNA from Corticium candelabrum, 2698 nucleotides. RefSeq names its product guanylate cyclase soluble subunit beta-1-like. The transcript is spliced from 7 exons. The coding region runs from base 98 to 2383 and encodes 761 amino acids. NCBI's taxonomy places the organism in Eukaryota, Metazoa, Porifera, Homoscleromorpha, Homosclerophorida, Plakinidae. The record is from RefSeq and is a predicted model, not a curated record. Gene Ontology annotation, cellular component: guanylate cyclase complex, soluble. Gene Ontology annotation, molecular function: heme binding; guanylate cyclase activity. Gene Ontology annotation, biological process: response to oxygen levels; cGMP biosynthetic process.